AUGAUAGCCUUCAUAUUUAUAACUGUAAAGAAGGAAAGCAAGUAUUAUUCAUCAGUUAAAGUAUGUGUUCUACGUUCAACGUUGUAUUCCAAAAAGUAUGGUGUGACUUUGGCUCGAUUUACGCAUCAUAAGAACAAUGUUAUUUAUGCAUCCACUAAAGAAGAUGAUACUCUAAGAUAUCUUUCGAUACAUGACAACAAAUACAUUCGUUAUUUUCGUGGACACAAGAAAAGAGUGACAGCAGUGGAAAUGUCCCCCAUUGAUGAUACAUUGAUGACAUCUUCUUUGGAUCAAACUGUACGUUUAUGGGAUUUACGAUCGUCUACUUGUCAGGGUGUAUUGCAUGGUGAAGGUAAAACAAUGGCCGCAUUUGAUCCUCAAGGCCUUGUGUUUGCUGUUGGCACUAAUCAUGAUACCAUUCGUGUCUAUGACUGUCGAGAAUAUACCAAUGGCCCUUUUGCUACUUGGCCUAUACCUGAUACAGGUGUUGAAUGGACCAGUCUGAAAUUUACUCCAGAUGGCAAAAAAAUCAUUAUCACUACAGUGGGCGAUGUGUUGUAUGUGAUUGAUGCUUUUGAAGGUACUUUAUUACAGCGACUUGUGGGUCAUGUAGGCCCCCAACAUCCCUCUACGUGUGGUGAAGAAGUCUGCGUGACACCUGAUGCUCGUUAUGUCAUGGCAGGUGGUAGGGAUGGGCAAUUAAGAAUAUGGGAUUUAAAUAAGCAGGAAAAUAUGCCUUUUGCUACAUUACAGACACCGCAUAAACAUAGCUUAAAGAUUGUAGGCCAUAAUCCAAUGCAUGCCAUGUGUGUCACUGGUUCAAGUGAAUUAGUAAGUACAUUUACUGACUGUAUUGGCUUUCGUGGUAAGCCAGGAGAUAAAGAUUAUUGUGAAUAUGUGGUCAAGUUGCUUUCAGAAGACCCUGCCAAUUAUAAAGAUGCGCCUACAGAAGGCAUUCGUCGUAUUCUAGAAUUGGCUACGGGUCAGAAAUAUCCACGCUCAGAACCUGUGCCUACUACGCUUAUUGAAAGUGUGCGUAUGGGAACUACAGUCGCGACAAAUGCAUUGUUGGAAAGAAAAGGUGAAAAGAGUGCAUUAUUGAUCACAAAGGGGUUUGGUGAUCUUCUGACUAUUGGAAAUCAAGCACGACCCAAGAUAUUUGACUUGUCGAUUAGUAAGCCAGAUGUCUUGUAUCAAAAAGUCAUUGAAGUGGAUGAACGUGUGGUUUUGUUGAAUUCAGCUGCUUCUAGCGAGAAAGUGGAUCCUAAACAAGUCAGUCAUGCUCAGCUAGGUAUUUCGGGUGAAUAUAUCAAAGUAGUCAAAAAACCAGACUUGAACACGCUUCAGUCCCAAUUGGAGUCUAUUUAUAAAGAAGGUUAUCGUAGCAUUGCUAUUUGUUUACUUCAUGCAUACACAUUCCCUGAACACGAAACCCAAAUUGGUCAACUAGCUCAAUCGAUAGGGUUUGACCAUGUUUCUCUCUCUAGCCAAGUAAUGCCUAUGGUCAAGAUUCUACCCCGUGGCACUUCAGCUACAGCUGAUGCUUAUUUAACGCCUUGUAUUCAAAACUAUAUCAAGGGAUUCAAGACAGGGUUUGAUGAUGGAUUUGAAAAAGACACUCAGCUUCAAUUCAUGCAAAGUGAUGGUGGAUUAGUGCCUGUGGAUCGUUUUUCUGGGUUCAAGGCUAUUUUAUCGGGUCCUGCAGGUGGUGUCGUAGGUUAUGCACAGACUACAUUUACAGGAACACCUGUGAUUGGGUUUGAUAUGGGCGGUACAAGUACAGAUGUAUCUCGUUUUGAUGGUCAUUUUGAACAUGUGUUUGAGACAACUACAGCGGGUGUCACGAUUCAAGCACCUCAGUUAAACAUCAACACAGUGGCUGCAGGGGGUGGAUCGAUGUUGUUCUUUAAGAAUGGCAUGUUUGUUGUGGGUCCUGAGAGUGCUGGUGCUCAUCCUGGUCCUGCCUGUUAUCGAAAAGGUGGCCCAUUAGCCGUGUCUGAUGCCAACCUUUUCUUGGGCCGUUUAUUGCCUGACUACUUUCCUCGUAUCUUUGGCCCAGAUGAAAAUCAGCCUUUGGACUGUACUGUCGUUCAAGAGAAAUUCACUGCUUUAGCAAACGAGAUCCAUCAAGCCACAGGCCAAGCUAAAUCGUUAGAUGAUAUCGUCUAUGGAUUUAUCAAAGUAGCCAACGAAACCAUGUGUCGUCCUAUUCGUGCCUUGACCGAGGCCAAGGGUCAUGAUACCAGUAACCAUGUCUUGGCAGUCUUUGGUGGCGCAGGUGGACAACACGCUUGUGGUAUUGCACGUAACUUGGGUAUUCGUAAAAUUGUGUUGUAUCGUCAUAGUUCGAUCUUGUCUGCUUUUGGUUUGGCUUUGGCAGAUGUAGUGCAUGAAGUGCAAGAACCCUCUGCUCAAACACUCAGUGAUUUGUCUCGCAUUCAAGAACGUAUUGUGGAACUAAAGCAAUCAUGUGUUGGCGAACUGAAGCGUCAGGGGUUUGCUGAAAGCACGAUUAAGACUGAACUGUAUCUUAACUUAAGAUACGAUGGUACAGACUGUGCUUUAAUGACCUUACAGCCUGAAGAUUGGAAUUUUGAAGGUGCCUUCAAGACAUUGUAUCAAAAGGAAUUUGGCUUUUUGUUGAAAGACCGUGACAUUCUUGUGGAUGAUAUUCGUGUACGUGGUAUCAGUAAAACAAUGGAACAUCACAACUUGACACCGGAUCAAGAAAUUCAACAGUUGACAGAGGCAAACCAGCUGCAUGUGGUAUCUCCAGACAGAUGCGAUUCGUUUGCUUCCGUCUAUUUCGAAGAGACAGGACGUGGACAAACGCCUGUUUAUCGACUUGUAAACCUUAAGCCUGGAAGUCAAGUAGAAGGCCCUGCUAUCAUUAUUGAUGCUACAGCUACUGUAGUGAUUGAGCCUUCUUGUACUGCUCUUAUUACGCAUAACCAUAUUACCAUUACUGUGGGUCGUGGCGAAAAAAAGAAAGUGACAAAAGACAUGGAGCCUAUUCAACUGUCUAUUUUCUCGCAUCGAUUCAUGAGUAUUGCUGAACAAAUGGGAAGAACGUUGCAAAAGACAGCGAUUUCUACCAACAUCAAAGAGAGAUUAGAUUUCUCUUGUGCCUUGUUUGGUGCAGAUGGUGGGUUAGUUGCCAAUGCACCUCAUAUUCCAGUCCAUUUGGGUUCAUUGAGUCAUGCUGUUGUCUACCAAAUGAAUUAUUAUAAAGGUCAAUUAUCUGAGGGUGAUGUGAUUAUGACAAACCAUCCUCAAGCAGGUGGUUCUCAUUUACCAGACAUCACAAUUAUUACGCCUGUGUUCGAUCAAGGCAAAAUUGUGUUCUUUGUAGCUUCAAGAGGACAUCAUGCUGAUAUUGGUGGUAUUUCUCCUGGUUCUAUGCCUCCUCAUUCCAAAGAACUUUAUCAAGAAGGUGCAGCCAUCAAGUCCUUCAAAAUUGUUUCCAAUGGACAAUUUGACCUGAAGGGAUUGGAAGAGCACCUAUGUACUAUUCCAGGCUCUUAUGCAGAAUGUUCAGGCUCACGUGCAUUCCGAGACAAUAUCUCUGACCUGAAAGCACAGAUUGCUGCAAACCAAAAGGGUAUUGCCCUUGUCAAGGCUUUGAUUGAAGAAUACACACUGGAAGUAGUCCAGGCUUAUAUGAUGCAUAUCCGUCGCAAUGCCUCUGAUGCUGUCAAAUCCUUAUUGAAAACUGUAGCAAAACAACAUCAAAAAGAAUUAAUGGCUGUAGACUAUAUGGAUGAUGGUACACCCAUUCAAUUACGUGUCUCCAUUGAUCCUGAACAAGGCACGGCCCUUUUUGACUUUGAAGGCACAGGACCUGAAGUGUACGGCAAUACCAAUGCACCUGAAAGUGUGUGUCACUCUGCUAUUAUUUAUUCUAUUCGUUGUCUUGUUAACCAAGACAUUCCUCUUAACUCGGGUUGUUUAGAGCCUAUUGACAUCAAGAUCCCACCUAACUCUAUCUUGAGUCCCUCUGAACAAUGUGCUGUGGUUGGGGGUAAUGUAUUGACCAGUCAGAGAUUAGUGGAUGUCGUUCUCAAGGCAUUUAAUGCAUGUGCUGCUAGUCAAGGGUGCUGCAAUAACUUGACAUUUGGCAAAGGAGGUAAAUCCAAAGAUGGGCAAGUGGUAGCUGGGUGGGGCUAUUAUGAGACCAUUGCUGGUGGCAGUGGCGCUGGUCCUACAUGGGAAGGUGUCAGUGGUGUUCAUACGCACAUGACAAACACGCGCAUCACAGAUCCUGAGAUCCUGGAGCGUCGAUACCCUGUCAUUCUACAUCAGUUUGCUAUUCGACCUCAUUCAGGUGGGCAAGGUCACCAUCGUGGUGGUGAUGGUGUUAUCCGUGAAAUUGAAUUCUUGGAAGAUGGUAUUCAAGUUUCUAUUUUGUCUGAACGACGUGUGUAUAGUCCUUAUGGUCUUGAGGGUGGGCAGGAAGCUCAAAAGGGGUUGAAUAUUUGGAUGCGUCAUGUCAAUGAAAAUGAGGUGCAGAUGCUUAAUUUGACAGGCAAGAAUUCUGCCUUGUUCCAUCGUGGUGACCGUAUUAUUAUCAACACACCUGGAGGAGGAGGUUAUGGUCAUGCUUAA
Gilbertella persicaria is the source of this 4605-nucleotide messenger RNA. Its product is annotated as Hydantoinase B/oxoprolinase-domain-containing protein. Lineage: Eukaryota; Fungi; Mucoromycota; Mucoromycetes; Mucorales; Choanephoraceae. Gene Ontology annotation, biological process: glutathione metabolic process. The record is from RefSeq and is a predicted model, not a curated record. The coding region runs from base 1 to 4605 and encodes 1534 amino acids. Gene Ontology annotation, molecular function: 5-oxoprolinase (ATP-hydrolyzing) activity; protein binding. The transcript has 12 exons. Gene Ontology annotation, cellular component: cytosol.